UCUCGGUUUGUGCAGCCGUUAGCCUUAACACACGUUCACACGCUCAAUCAACUGGAGAGAGCGUCGCGUUACUACCUUGCCGGGCCUCUCUCAGGGCCAGUACGCUUCUGGCUACGCCGCUGAGAGCAUCUUUCCGUUAGUUAGACGCACAAUCGAGCUAGGAGUCGGUACGCCUAACGAGAUGCCGAAUUGCCCAAAGUGCGACAAACCUGUGUACUUUGCCGAGAGGAAGACGUCCUUAGGCAAAGAUUGGCACGGUUCGUGUUUACGCUGCGAGAAAUGCAAUAAGACCCUAACACCCGGGGGUCAUGCCGAGCACGAAGGGAAACCCUAUUGCAAUCACCCUUGCUAUGCAGCCCUAUUCGGUCCAGGAGGUUUUGGACGUGGCGGUGCUGAAAGUUAUAUUUACAAUAAGUAAAUAUAUAUAAAGGCAACAAUAUUUUUUAAGUUAAAAUAUACAAUAUUGUACAAUUUUGAACACAAGGAGCAAAUAUGCGAUUAAAUAAGA
Camponotus floridanus (Florida carpenter ant) is the source of this 508-nucleotide messenger RNA. RefSeq names its product cysteine-rich protein 1. NCBI's taxonomy places the organism in Eukaryota, Metazoa, Arthropoda, Insecta, Hymenoptera, Formicidae. The coding region runs from base 182 to 418 and encodes 78 amino acids. The record is from RefSeq and is a predicted model, not a curated record. The transcript has 3 exons.